This is a messenger RNA of Notechis scutatus (mainland tiger snake), 971 nucleotides long. The record is from RefSeq and is a predicted model, not a curated record. Lineage: Eukaryota; Metazoa; Chordata; Lepidosauria; Squamata; Elapidae.
GUACGAGCACCUUUCUCUUCCUGCCCCAAACACCCCACUAUGCCUCCCCAGACAUCGACGAGUGUGCCCGAGAUCUUGACCUCUGCCAGCCGCACGGGGUGUGCGAGAACACCGAGGGCUCCUUCGUGUGCAUGUGCGAGGAAGGAUUCACGCUCGCCAAAGACCGGCAGAGCUGCGAAGAGCUGCCCCACCAUAAAAAGGAGUGUUACCUGAACUUCGAUGACAGCGUGUUUUGCGACAGUGUGCUGGCCACCAACGUGUCUCGCCAGGAGUGCUGCUGCUCCCUCGGGGCCGGCUGGGGAGAUCACUGCGAGAUCUACCCGUGUCCCGUUCUCAACUCGAUUGAAUUCCACACUCUGUGCCCAGAUGGCAAAGGAUUCAUCCUGGAUGAGACCAUCCUGAACUACGGCAUCCCAACGCAUCGAGACAUUGACGAAUGCAGCCUGUUUGGCGAAGAGAUCUGCAAGGAAGGGAAGUGUGUAAACACCCAGCCGGGCUACGAGUGUUACUGCAAGCAAGGCUUCUACUACGAUGCCAACCUCUUGGAGUGUGUCGAUGUGGAUGAGUGUUUGGACGAGUCCAACUGUGUGAAUGGACGCUGCGAGAACACUCGGGGCAGUUUCCACUGUGCCUGCCCAGCCUCCACCACGUACGAUCCGGCCCAGAAAAAGUGCAUCCCAACCAGCAAAAUUGACAAAGUGACCGAUCGACGGGACGUCUGCUGGCAACUCCGGGGCGAGGACGGGAUGUGUUCAUCGCCGUUCGGUGGCCAACAGUUGACGUACGAGGAGUGUUGCUGCCGCCAUGGCAAAGGGUGGGGUUACCAGUGCCACGCCUGCCCACCACGCAGCCCAGGUAACCGGGGGCGUUCUGGGAAGACCGGCAUCUCGCCUUUCCUUUUGGCACCGGCUCUGUAUUUCAACGACAGCGUGGGAAAUCCUCCCAAGGUGGGCUGAUUAGGAAGGUCGAAA